GCCGCCGGUUACUGGUUAGUCCGUGGGGAGAGCAUGGACGCCGCACUCGUCCCGUAGUUGUCGUGCUUGCUGAUAGUUUUUUGUAGCGAAGUGCUGGUGGGAGCAGACGGACGCGGUGUGAUGGACCCAGUCUGUAUCUGACCAUCACAACGAAAAUGCACAUCCUGGAAAUAGGAGCCGACCAUGAAGAUGAGAGCGGCGGCGCUCGCAUUGCGGAGGCUGCGUUCCGCACGGUGCCGCGUGACCACACUACCUUCCUCGUAUGGAGGGUUUCGGAGUCCGGGACAGAAAUGUUGCCGCGCACACACUACGGCACCUUCUACGAUGCCGAGGCUUACCUCGUGUACUCCUGCUCGUUGACGAACCAGCCCGCCGGACCAGACGUUAUUCGUCGCGAAAUCAAAGAAAAAGAGAACGGCAAUGGUGAGUUUGCUGAGCGUCAUAUCCACGCGUGGGCCGGCGAGAGGAGCGGCAACCUCGCGGCUCUGGCACUCCGACGGGGCACUCAGCUCGCAGCCCACCUGGGGGAACCCGUCGUCAUACACCGCGAGGCAGCCACUAAGGAAACACCACGACUACUGUCUUACUUCCGUGAUGGCAUCAGAAUUCUUCGCAGCGGUUCUGGCACGUUAAACGGCGGUGGCCGCCUAUACCGAAUACGUGGCCGUAGGCCAGUUCUUCUCCAACUAGAACCCGUAUCUUGGUCCCAUCUCUCCGCUGACGGAGUCUUCAUCCUGGAUACAUCAGCACUUCUCUUGUUGUGGCUCGGUAGAGCAGCGAAUUUGGUUGAGAAAAUAUUUGGAGCUAAGAUCGCAUACCGUAUGGCAAGAGGCGCAGAAAAGGGUAUGACUGCGCGUCGCAUAGCAAUAGCUCAUGAUGGCUACGAACAGACACUGCCCCCAAGCGACCGCGCUCUUCUCGAUACUCUACUGGAACUGCGUGCUCGCUCAGUGCGCCCAGCAUCUCCACCUUCAGAUCCACCAAGAGCAGCUCGUUUGUACAGAGCCACUCAGCCACCCAGAGUUUCGCCAAUAACAAUGCCCUCCCAAAGACCUGCCGCUAGACUGGAAGAGAUCAGACGUGCACCACUGCAUAAAGAGGAUUUAAGCGAUGAUGGUGUAUACAUCGUGGAUAGUGGCAGCCGGGGAGUAUGGGCGUGGGUGGGACCAAACGCUACAAAUUCUGCAGCACGUGGUGCGUUAGCAGCAGCAAGGGGCCUAGCACGGGCGAAGAGACUCGUAGUGCCAGUAUCAGUGGUAACAGCAGGACGAGAACCCCUUGAAUUUGCUGCCCUAUUUCGCAAUUGGCGCUGGUGUGACGCCCGUCGCGACAGCAGACUGCGAGCCGCGCGUUCUGCUACUACGAGACUCGAUGCCGUCAGUCUGGCUUCCAACUCAUGGCUCGCGGCUGAGGCUCAACUCCCAGACGACGGUUCUGGCGCAUUGCGGAUGUGGCGCGUACGCCGAAUCUCAGAGGAUGAGUGCUCUAUGGUGGAGGUGGAGCGACCGCAAGCGGCAGUCUUCUACGAUAGGGACUGUUAUAUUGCUCUUUAUACUUAUCACGCACCUACUGGGGAACAGUCUAUACUUUAUUACUGGAUGGGUGGCUCUUCACCAAAUGAUCUGAGGAAUUUGGGCGCAAAAGAAGCCAAAGACCUCUAUACGAAAUUGGGGCGUCUUCCCGUUCAGGCAUGGGUAUACCAAGGCAAAGAACCAGCGCAUUUCCUUCAAAUAUUCAAAGGGCGAAUGAUCACUUACGUCGGCAGUGCUGCCGAUUAUGAUCCAACUGGACGUCGUGUAAUGGCACCAGCCAGGGUUCUCAUCAGGGUAUCCGGUCAGUACGCGCGGGAGGCUCGCGGCGUGGAGGUACAGAACGCAGGGCUUACCGACGACCGUGGGGCUUGCUACAUACUGCGGGAAAACGCGAGGGUCUGGGUCUGGUGUGCAGCGAGCGCGACCGGUGAUGAGAGAGAAGUCGCCAAAAAUAUGGCGGCUGCAGACCACAUACUCGUCAUGCAAGGCAAAGAAAAACCCGACUUCUGGAAUGCAUUGGGUGAUCGGCGUCACUUAUUGGUGGCAUCUCCUUUGAAAGAAGUAGAGCGCCCGUUGCCUCCUCGUCUUUUCUACGUCUCGCUAGGAGUGCCUGGCCAGUACACUUUCGAGGAGAUAAUUUCGUUCAACCAGUACGAGCUGGUGCCGGAGAUGGCGUGCGUGCUGGACGCGCACCGCGCGCUGUUCGUGUGGCUGGGCGCGCACUGCUGCCCGCGCGCCAAGGACGACGCUCGCGCCAUCGCACACGCUUACCUCGCGCUAGACCCUGCAUCCCGUGAUAUGGAGACCCCCGUACUUGUACUGAGCCAAGGUCGCGAACCACCGCACUUUACUGGCUUUUUCCCGCAUUGGAAACAAUCUAUGUGGAAGGGUCACAAGACAUUUAGCGCUAUAAUUAGCGCGUUGGAAGGCAAAGCGAUUGUACAGUGUGGCAACAGUGCACUGCAGACUGGUAACACAGCGAACUGCUUCGAUCAGUACGAGAAAUAUCCACUGUCUGUGCUGAGAGGACCGAAGGAACACCUGCCGCCUGAUGUCGACCCUUUGGCAAAGGAGCUAUACUUGACUCACGACGACUUCGUAUCAACAUUUAACGUGCCUUACAGCGAGUUUCGCUCUUUACCCGCUUGGAAACAAAAGGAUCUCAAGAAAGCCGUUGGUCUCUUCUGAAAACAUAUCUAUACAACAACCAUUACACAAAUCGAAUACCUAAAUAUUUAGAUGUUUAUUAUAGUUAUUUCAUAGUAAUAGUGAAAUAAAAUAGAUAUGUUAAUCAACUUAAAAUUUUGUGAAAAUCACAACUCAUUAAAAGUAAGAGAUAAUUGUGUUGCUUUGUAAACUUAUUUUUUAAGCAUAAAAUAAAUUAUUAUAGAAAUAAAUAGUUGUAAGAAACCUUAAAUUGUAAUAUUACUUAGUAUUGAAUACAUUAUGAAAAAUAUGCACUUGUAAU
This is a messenger RNA of Galleria mellonella (greater wax moth), 3000 nucleotides long. It is a transcript of the gene qua, whose product is annotated as villin-like protein quail. NCBI's taxonomy places the organism in Eukaryota, Metazoa, Arthropoda, Insecta, Lepidoptera, Pyralidae. Gene Ontology annotation, biological process: actin polymerization or depolymerization; actin filament severing; barbed-end actin filament capping. Gene Ontology annotation, cellular component: actin cytoskeleton; cytoplasm. Bases 156 to 2720 code for a protein of 854 amino acids. The transcript is spliced from 16 exons. The record is from RefSeq and is a predicted model, not a curated record. Gene Ontology annotation, molecular function: actin filament binding; phosphatidylinositol-4,5-bisphosphate binding.